Messenger RNA from Ilex paraguariensis (yerba mate), 590 nucleotides. The record is from the annotation of a GenBank genome assembly. NCBI's taxonomy places the organism in Eukaryota, Viridiplantae, Streptophyta, Magnoliopsida, Aquifoliales, Aquifoliaceae.
GUUACUAUCUCUUUCUCUCUCCAUAAUCGGCAUCAUCACGGAGUCUUCCAAACACCGGGACCUUUCCACUGUAAAUUCAAUUCUCUCUCCUCCGCUGAUCUUGUAAUCUCAAAUCGAUCAUCUUCAUUCGCUUGGGUCUCUCUGAUUAAAAUCCUUAGCCUUCAUUCAAUUCACAGGUUUUUGAAUAAUUGAAUUGUCUCAGUCUUAAAGUUCAAUCAAUAAUGUUUACGCGAAUCUUCGGCAAGCCUAAGCAAGAAACUAAUGCACUAACAACGAUAGACAAGUUAAACGAGACACUCGAAAUGUUAGAGAAAAAAGAGAAAGUUCUCCAAAAGAAGGCUUCUGCAGAGGUUGAAAGGGCCAGGGAAUUUACCAAAGCAAAAAACAAAAAGGCUGCAAUUCAAUGUUUAAAGAAGAAAAGACUUUAUGAACAGCAAAUUGAAACUCUUGGAAAUUUUCAACUGCGCAUUCAUGACCAGAUGAUAAUGCUAGAAGGUGCAAAAGCUACAACAGAGACAGUUGAUGCUUUGAGAACUGGAGCAGCUGCAAUGAAGGCCAUGCAGAAGGCAACGUAUGUUUCGCUUCCUUGA